Nothoprocta perdicaria is the source of this 1440-nucleotide messenger RNA. RefSeq names its product inactive pancreatic lipase-related protein 1-like. Gene Ontology annotation, biological process: lipid metabolic process. Bases 21 to 1427 code for a protein of 468 amino acids. The record is from RefSeq and is a predicted model, not a curated record. Gene Ontology annotation, molecular function: triacylglycerol lipase activity; protein binding. The transcript is spliced from 13 exons. NCBI's taxonomy places the organism in Eukaryota, Metazoa, Chordata, Aves, Tinamiformes, Tinamidae.
AGGUCAAACCCACCGCUCUUAUGUUUGGAAUUUGGAUACUUGCAGUGUUCCUGCUUGGCACAGCCACAGGCAAAGAGGUCUGCUACGAUCGGGUAGGAUGCUUCACUGAUGAUGUGCCCUGGUCUGGGACUCUGGAAAGACCCAUCCACAAGUUACCCUGGAGUCCAGAAACAAUAAGCACCCGCUUCCUUCUCUACACAAAGCAAAAUUCUGAUAACUAUCAAGAUAUCUCUGCAACUAAUCCAACAACAAUCCGGCAAUCAAAUUUUGACGUAAACAAGAAAACAAGAUUUAUCGUACAUGGAUUUAUCGACAAAGGAGAAGAAAACUGGCUGUCAGACUUGUGCAGGAGGAUUUUGACAGUGGAAGAUGUGAAUUGUAUCUGCGUGGACUGGAAAAAAGGCUCGAGAUGUCAGUACACCCAGGCGUCAAACAACAUCCGUGUCGUAGGUGCUGAAAUAGCCUACUUUGUAAAUGUGCUUAUGGAACAAUUUGGAUACUCUGCAAGCAAUGUCCACAUAAUAGGUCACAGCCUGGGAGCCCAUGUGGCAGGUGAAGCUGGGAAAAGGAGGCCGGGGAUUGGAAGAAUCACUGGUCUGGAUCCUGCUCAACCAUAUUUCCAAGACACUCCAAUUGAAGUCAGGCUGGAUCAGUCUGAUGCGGAAUUCGUGGAUGUUAUUCACACAGAUACAGCUCCCACUAUCCCCUACCUGGGUUUUGGAAUGAGCACAGCUAUUGGACAUCUUGAUUUCUAUCCAAAUGGAGGAAGGGAAAUGCCAGGAUGUGGCAAGAAUCCCAUUUCACAGAUUGUAGACCUUGAUGGCAUCUGGGAAGGAACUCGGGACUUCGUGGCUUGCAACCAUUUGAGGAGUUACAAGUAUUACUCUGAUAGUAUUAUCUACCCCAAUGGAUUCCUAGGCUUCGCUUGUGCUUCCUAUGAUACUUUUAAAACAGAAAGUUGCUUCCCGUGUCCAAAAGGAGGAUGCCCAAAUAUGGGUCACUAUGCAGAUAAAUUCAAAGGGAAAGUUGGAAAUGGCAUCACAAAACUUUACCUGAAUACUGCAGAGCACAAAAAUUUCCCUCUUUGGAGGUACAAGAUAUCUGUGACAAUUUCUGGAAGCAGUACAGUAACAGGAUAUGCAAAUAUUGCCUUGUACGGAAAUAACGGGAACACAAAGCAGCACAAGAUUUUCGAGGGAUCCCUCAAGCCAGGCAGUACUUACACAAAUUUAGUUGAUGCAGAACAUAAUGUUGGAGCGAUCACGAAGGUUAAAUUUCUCUGGAACAACAACUGGGUAAAUCCAGCCUUCCCUAAAAUAGGAGCUGCAAAAGUCACUGUGCAGUUUGGAGAAACUGGAGAGCAAUUCAACUUCUGUGGCUCCGAAACCGUGAGGGAGGACAUUCUGCAAACUCUUACUGCUUGCUAACAGCACAUACAAA